UGUGUGUGUGUGUGUGUGUGUUUGUGUGUGUGUGUGUGUGUGUGUGUGUGUGUGUGUGUCUGUGUGUGUGUUAUGUUUGCUUGUACUGAUGUUUCACUGUACAAAGAGGACGUAAUACUUAAUGCACCACCAUGAGCCGGACCACCUUUUUUGAGGUGAGGAUCCUGGAUGCCAACACAAAAGAGCAUCUUUGUUUUUUAGAUAAGGUGGAGCCCUACUCAACGGUAGGAGACAUCAAGAGCCUUUUUCACAAAUCCUAUCCUCAGUGGUAUCCAACAAGACAGGCCCUGAGACUUGAUCCCAAGGAAAAACCACUCCGAGAUGAUGAAAUCUUACAGAAUCUACCAGUUGGGACCACUGCCACCAUGUUCUUCAGAGAUCUUGGUCCGCAGUUAGGUUGGACUAUGGUGUUCAUGGCAGAGUGCAUUGGGCCUCUUCUCACCUACCUCCUCUUUUAUUUUCGAGUGCCGUACAUUUACUCACACGAAUAUGGCUUUACCUCAAAUCCCCAUCCAGUCGUCAGACUGGCUUGUGCCUGUCACACCUUCCACUACAUGAAGAGGCUGAUGGAGACUAUCUUUGUGCAUCGUUUCUCCCAUGGGACCAUGCCUCUCGGGACAAUGGUCAGGAAUUGCACCUAUUACUGGGGCUUCUCAGCUUGGCUGGCAUACUACAUCAAUCACCCUCUUUACACACCUCCAUCAUAUGGAGCACUCCAAGUCAACUAUGCAUUAGUCAUGUUUGCUAUGUGUGAACUUGGAAACUUCUCCAUUCACUUGACUCUUACUCAUCUCAGAGGAGAGGGGUCCAGGAGCAGACGGUUUCCCACGCCAACAAAGAACCCCUUCACAUGGCUAUUUUUCUUUGUAUCCUGUCCAAAUUACACGUAUGAGGUCGGAGCUUGGGUGAGCUUCUCCAUCAUGACCCAGUGUCUCCCAGUGGCGUUGUACACAUUACUAGGCUUCAUUCAGAUGACUGUCUGGGCCAAAGGGAAGCACAGAGCCUACAUCAGGGAGUUCAAGGACUACCCAAACCUCCGGAUGGCCAUUAUCCCCCUGAUUCUCUGAUAGUGAUCAAAAACAUGAAUUAUUGUAGCACAUACAGGGUGUAUAUUCUCUUCCCUCAAGUCUUUUUUACUAAAACAAAGAGCUUUGCUGCUGCUUAAGCGAGCACUAUGCAAGUUGUUUUUAUGAACUGGAAUGGGAAUGGGAGCAAUGAUAUUUUGGCAAUAUACUAGAGCAUUUGAAACUUUAGUGUGUAACUUUUUGAUAUUAUUGAACGUCUAUUACAUCCAAGCCAUUCCCAAAUGAGUUGCUACAAAGCUAAUUAAGACUAGCAGGCUAUGUUCAGAAUAUCGUGAUGUAUUGUGUGAAGAUAAAGACCUCUUCUGAAGAGUCCAUCAUGUUUUUUUAAUCCUCUGUGUCCUCCAUGGCUACUAGCAGCUGCGUGGAAGGGGGUUGGCACGGUCACAGAAGGCUUGUAUCGUGUGGACGUGCCGACAGUUUUGUUGUCAUUGCUUAUAAUUCCUCAUGGGGGAGACAGAAACUACUCACUGUAGCUUUAAACAGCUGGGGACAUUUUAAUUGUCUGUCCAGUUUCAACAUGUGUUUUAGUUUCUUCCUAGGAUGUGACGUUGUGAUGUGUAGUCAGUAAUGAGACUACAUACAUCUGCGUUGCUGCCAUAUUCUCUAUGCUUUCUUAGUCCUGGUUACACAUUAUUAUUGGAUAGUUUGAUGUUCAGGAUGUGACUAAAAGUUGAAAAUAGCACCUUAGCAUUUAAUAAGCAGCCCUUAUACAAACCAACUCACACACACCAUUAACACACAACACUAAUAAACUCAAAGAAGUAAAACCUAGCUUAUAAUAAAGUGCUUGUGGAAACUAGAAUUUAAAAUGUCAUGGCAUCUAUUUGAGAGUGCAACAUCCCAUUUAAGCUCUCUGGAGGAAAGCUGAUAAAGCAGACAUUUAAUUAUGCUAACAUUAGGCUUCUUCCCUGUAUAUCUCACAUGUUUUCUUCAGAGAAAUGGAAACAAUAUUGUAGAAGUGCAUCUUCUGGCAUUAAAUUGUUAUCAGGGAGUCAGUGAUAACUGUUGUUCCCCCGCCCUAAUGGCUCUAGUCUCAGGUUUUAUUCAACUCUUAAAAACUGUUUUGAAUGAAUAUGAAUGGGAGUAAUCUCAAGCAAUGUAAAUGUAUAAAAAAACAAACAGGAUGUCUUGGGAGGGGGAGGGGAAGAGGUCCACAUCGUAAGGAAAAAUGUAACUUUAUUUAACAUGAUGAC
Etheostoma cragini (Arkansas darter) is the source of this 2278-nucleotide messenger RNA. RefSeq names its product very-long-chain enoyl-CoA reductase-like. The transcript is spliced from 13 exons. The record is from RefSeq and is a predicted model, not a curated record. Gene Ontology annotation, molecular function: oxidoreductase activity, acting on the CH-CH group of donors. NCBI's taxonomy places the organism in Eukaryota, Metazoa, Chordata, Actinopteri, Perciformes, Percidae. The coding region runs from base 132 to 1067 and encodes 311 amino acids. Gene Ontology annotation, biological process: very long-chain fatty acid biosynthetic process.